Salarias fasciatus (jewelled blenny) is the source of this 1614-nucleotide messenger RNA. RefSeq names its product serine hydrolase-like protein. Gene Ontology annotation, cellular component: membrane. The transcript has 12 exons. The record is from RefSeq and is a predicted model, not a curated record. The coding region runs from base 74 to 979 and encodes 301 amino acids. NCBI's taxonomy places the organism in Eukaryota, Metazoa, Chordata, Actinopteri, Blenniiformes, Blenniidae.
AAUGUUUGUUCAGGCACAGUUUGACUGAAAAAAGUUUUUACUGGGUGUAAAGUGAGGAUCCUCUGACACUGAAAUGUCAUCUCCACAGGAUCAAGAAGUUUCAGAGCUCAGCGUUCCGGCGCCGUGGGGGGAGAUCAAGGGGAAAAUCUGGGGUCCUGAUGAUGGCUACCCUGUGCUCUGUCUGCACGGCUGGGCCGAUAACUGUGCAUCAUUCGACUGCCUCGUUCCUCUCCUGCCAAAAGAGUGUAGAUACGUAGCGACGGACCUGGUUGGACACGGGUUAUCUUCACAUCGUGCUCCUGGCGUUUCCUACCUACUCAGUGACUACGUGGCAGAUGUUUGCAGAGUUGUUGAGGAUCUCCAGUGGACAAAGUUCUCCAUCAUCGGUCACAGUAUGGGAGGCUUCAUUGCUGGCAUGUUCGGUGCUCUGUACCCUGAGAUGGUGGAUGUCCUCGUAUUGCUGGACAGCUAUGGAUUUGUUAUUACGCGCCCAGAUGACCUCUCCAAAUUAAUGAGGCAGGGGAUAGAUGAGAUGAUGAAGUUCAACACAUUCAACAGCAGAGUUUACACAUUUGAGACGGCACAGGAAAGGCUUUUGGCAGCAAACCCGACUCUGUCUGAACGGUCUGUGCACACACUCUUAAAGCGAGGUCUGACUCAAGUUGAAGGAGGUUUUGUGUUCUCCAGAGACCUGCGAGUUAAUUUUAAACACAUUCACCGCUUCAGUCUGGAGGUCUGUCUGGAGCUGCAGUCGAAGAUUCAAGCCUCCACCCUGAUUAUUCUAGCUGAUAACGGCUUUGGGAUGCCGUCCAAACAGCAAGAAGCAUCCGAACUUCUUCAAGCCUUUAAGGACAGAAAUCAUGCUGUGGUUUCUGUACCAGGUGAUCAUCACGUCCAUCUGAAUGAUCCAGAAGUCGUUGCUCCGCUUGUCACUGACUUUCUGCGGAGCAAAGUGAUCUCGCAGCAGCUGCCAGCUUAGUACAUACACGCACACGUACAAACACACACACACACACACACACACACACACACACACACACACACACACACUGUGGUGAAUUUUCACAGAUGAGCUCACAGCACACGGCUCUCGUCGCCAUAACCAUAAAACUGCAAGAGUCAUUUGUUUCUGUUGAACACUACAGUAAAUUCAUUUAGUGACUUGGAGUGAUAAAAACCUGCUCGUGCCAACUUUCAUAAAGUCUGUUAUGGAUGAAAUGAAGCUACUCCCGAUUGUGUUUUACAACACUUGACUGAAAUAUCCAGACAAUUACAAGACCUGUGAGUUCUAAUGUGCUUUUGUAAAUAUGCUGUUGAACUGUUUGAUCGCCAUUAUAUGGUUGUAAAAGACGGCAUGAGUCACUAUUGGCAGAAAGUCUUUCACACUAAGCACACAAUAAAAACAGUUUAUACAAAUAAAAGUGAUGGACUUUAAAUCUGAAAACAAACAAAUGAUUAAUCAAAUUAGUCAUAUCUUAACAAAAAAUUGAAACUCAGCAUUGGAGAAUAAUCAUGCUAUUGAUUUUUUUGAUGUAGUCCAUUUGAUGCAUCUCCUAUGGUAAUAUAGGCACUGUUUUACAUUAAUUUUUUUGGGGGACUGUUGCAGUUUAGCAG